CGGAGGCGGGCGGGGGGGGGUGUAGUCAGGUGAUGCCGGCGGGCCGCCCAAGAUGGCGUCGCGUCCGCGGAGCCUGAGGAGGAAGGUUUACUGGUAACCACGGCGUAGGGGAAGUGGGGGGCUGCCCCCAUAGGCCUCCGGUGCACGCGUGCCUCGGGAAGGGCUAUGAUCGUUCUGGGCUGCGUCUCAGGCGCUCGUUAAAGGCGUAGCCUGCCUGGCCAUGGCUCUGAGGGAGCUGAAAGUUUGCCUUCUGGGGGACACUGGUGUGGGCAAAUCAAGUAUUGUGUGGAGAUUUGUAGAAGAUAGCUUUGAUCCCAACAUCAACCCAACAAUAGGAGCCUCAUUUAUGACCAAGACUGUACAGUAUCAAAAUGAGCUGCAUAAAUUCCUAAUUUGGGAUACAGCUGGACAGGAGCGGUUUCGUGCUUUAGCCCCAAUGUAUUACAGAGGGUCAGCAGCAGCCAUUAUAGUGUAUGACAUCACAAAAGAGGAAACUUUCUCAACAUUAAAGAACUGGGUUAAAGAGCUUCGACAGCACGGACCUCCAAACAUUGUUGUAGCUAUUGCAGGAAAUAAGUGUGAUCUUAAUGAUGUAAGAGAAGUCAUGGAAAAAGAUGCUAAAGACUAUGCAGAUUCCAUUCAUGCAAUAUUUGUAGAGACAAGUGCGAAAAAUGCAAUAAACAUUAAUGAACUCUUUAUAGAAAUUAGUCGCAGAAUUCCAUCAACUGACACCAACCCCCCGUCUAGUGGUAAGGGCUUCAAACUUAGAAGACAGCCAUCGGUGACAAAGCGCAGCUGCUGUUGACUGAUCCCUUAGAAAAUCAGACUUGUUUAUACAGUAGGUGGUCUUGGAAGUUAAUAGUUCAUGUUGGGUUUAUAUUAUCAGUCUUAGAUCUUUAUCUGCUGGUGUUCAUAUACCUGAGGUCCCGCAAAAAUGGACCAGUUCAUCUGACAUCUGUACAUUCGCAGAAAAGACUGCAAUCGUAAUGUCAGCCUGUUUAUUUACAAGAAGUGUAGUAUCUCUUGCAUUCAAAGGGAAUCCAUCAUCACUUUUUUGGCCUUGCUUGAAAGGAAGGUGGCUAUGUGGAUGGUAGAACUAAAAUGUUUAAUAGUUUUGUAAUCAGGAUUUUAGGGUUUUUUUUGUAAAAAGGGAAAUGAGCACUUUUGUGGGACUUAGGGGUGGGAAGAGUCUGGAAGUUAGAAGUCACUUCUUUUUCUUCAGUGAGCCUUAUUUAAAAUUUAUUUGUAGCUAAUCCAAAGUAUGAUGGGACAGUUGAUGCGAGGUGGCUACAGAAUAAGCAACUGAAGACAAAUAAUAGGCAAAUCAGUCCAUCCAGUCCCCAAAUCCCAUUUGCACUUUUUAUUUAAAGAUGAUAUGCGCCGGGGGUGGGGACACAAGCAACAGAUUUUAAACCACAGACAAUCUUUUUUUCAUGCUGACUUUAAUCACUUUAAGACAAACUGAUACGCUUAUAGGCAUCUUUUUGUUCCUGCAAGUUUUUUAAUAUUAAGAUGUUGAAGAAAACCUAGUUGUAGUUCUGACUAAAUUAAGUGGUUACUGACUAAAAACAGAUGCUGUACACAGAUGCUGCCAGUGGUUCUGGUAAGACCUAAAAGUUUUGGGGAAAGCUUUUAGUUGCUUGGCAUGUGUAAAGUGUUCAUAUUAUAUUUAUGAGACCAGUGUUUAAAGUAUUAUAAAUUAUGUAAAAACAGGAAAAAAUAAUGCAAUCUUAUACACUCCUUCCAUUCCACGCCUAUGGAUAAACUCCUGGGGAAUGUCCAUCAGGUUUUUUUCCUGCAUUUUAGGUAUUGUCACUGUGAGUUCAUCCAGAGGCAGACUGAAAUUCUUUCUCUUUCAAUCACAUUUGAAAGGGCCAAUAGAAAAUGCUGUUGGUGCAGCAUGAGGUCUGUCUGUUGAACAAGGUUUCAUCUGUGAUGCACCCAGUCUUUCCUGUUUUGGGCACAAAAAUACAAAUAGGAAAUAACCUUCAGACGUGGUAACGUAGAUCGUUACCUCUUGGUUCAUGGGCUUUUUCAUCUGUGAGGGUUUUUAGCAAAUCAGUGUUUAGCUUAUUCUGUAUUGGCUUUAGUACACCUUCAAUUAAACUAUAGGUUGACCAUACCCAUUUGUGCUAUUUUAUUUAUUUUUACUUUUUGUUUCCUACCAGCACUAGUGAGAAACUUUAUACUUUUGAAGAAAAAGAGCUUAAUAGACUUGAGUGUAUACUAAAACACGCUGUUUAGCUUUACUGCCAAAAUGAGGUCAUGUUGAUGAUGCUUAUUCUUUGUUUGUAAUCUGGUUUUCUAUCAUCUCAAGUAUUUUCUCUGAAGGAAAUGUAGAAAAGUUUGUAAGAAACGAAAGGACUUGUACUUCAUAUCAGUUUGUAUUAGCGAAAAUUCUUGUAGAGCUAUUCUGGAGCAAAACAGGUGAACUAUUACAGUGAGAUUUUGAAUGUGUCAGUAUGCUUUAAUGAAAUUUGGUGACUACAUUUUAUCAUGCCUUUUACUUAUCAUGCAUUGUCAAUUAUGCCUUCUUUGCCACAGUUGUGCAGGCUACGUGCUUAUAGAGAGCCCAAGAAGUGUAUCUUCCUCAAAUGAAGGCUGUCUGAAGCCCGUUUGAAACAUUGGUCCUAAAGCAUCUCAUAGUAGAGACAGAUUUGUGUUUAGUGUUCAGCCUGGUGUAUGAUUUUUUUUUUCUUUCCCUGUCACUCAAAGCAAGUAAAUUAUGAACAGAAGACUUUAGUACUCCUACAAAAUGCUUGAUGGAAAUAUAAUUAGUACAGAAAGAACAGAGUAAGCUUGCUCUUGGGCAUAUUUUUAAUUAUAAAAAAGCAGGUUAGCAAUUAAAUAUAGAACUUUCACAGUGGCAGUCAUUGAACUCCCUAAUUUCUUUGAAAUAUCUCAAUUCUUACUCCUGGCCAAUUUUUAAAAAAUAAAUCAUGUGGUUAUUUAAUUCAACUAGGUUUUUAAAACAUCUUGUGUUCACAGUGCUUCAGAAGU
Messenger RNA from Harpia harpyja (harpy eagle), 3000 nucleotides. RefSeq names its product RAB22A, member RAS oncogene family (gene RAB22A). The transcript has 7 exons. Gene Ontology annotation, molecular function: GTP binding; GTPase activity. Lineage: Eukaryota; Metazoa; Chordata; Aves; Accipitriformes; Accipitridae. The record is from RefSeq and is a predicted model, not a curated record. Bases 221 to 805 code for a protein of 194 amino acids.